GUUGUCAGGUGACAGGAACCUUUUAUGCUUGUGCCCCUCCUGAGUCCCAGGCUCCUGGCAUCCCGAUUGAGCCAAGCAUAAGGUCUGGUGAAGCCCUCGCCCUGUCAGACUGUCGACUCCACAUCUGCUUAUAUUACCGUGAGAUACUGGUAAAGGAGGUGACAACUUCUAGUCCUGAAGGUUGUAGGAUAUCCCAUGGCCAAAGUUACGAGGUCAGCAGCCUGGAGCAAGUUAUCUUCCCUUACCCAGAGGACAACGGCCAGAGGAAGAACAUAGAGAAGCUGCUGAACAACCGGGAGCGAGGAGUAAUACUGUGGAUGGCCCCUGAUGGCCUCUAUGCCAAGAGACUUUGCCAGAGCAGGAUCUACUGGGACGGGCCCCUGGCCCUCUGCAGUGACCGGCCCAACAAGCUGGAGCGGGACCAGACCUGCAAGCUCUUUGACACCCAGCAGUUCUUGGCAGAGCUCCAAGCCUUCGCUCUCCACGGGCGCCCGCUGCCCCGGUACCAGGUCGCUCUCUGCUUUGGGGAGGAGUUCCCAGACCCACAGAGGCAGAGGAAGCUCAUUACAGCCCAUGUUGAACCCAUGUUUGCCAGGCAGCUGUAUUACUUUGCUCAGCAAAACAGUGGACAUCUCCUGAGAGGCUAUGAUUUACCAGAACUUGUGACUAGUCCAGAGGAUUAUCACAGAUCUAUUCGCCAUUCCUCUAUCCAAGAGUAA
This is a messenger RNA of Merops nubicus (carmine bee-eater), 719 nucleotides long. RefSeq names its product interferon regulatory factor 4 (gene IRF4). Gene Ontology annotation, cellular component: nucleus. Gene Ontology annotation, molecular function: DNA-binding transcription factor activity, RNA polymerase II-specific; protein binding; RNA polymerase II cis-regulatory region sequence-specific DNA binding. The annotation marks the transcript as partial. The transcript is spliced from 4 exons. Lineage: Eukaryota; Metazoa; Chordata; Aves; Coraciiformes; Meropidae. The record is from RefSeq and is a predicted model, not a curated record. Gene Ontology annotation, biological process: regulation of transcription by RNA polymerase II; immune system process.